AUGGAGGUUCUUGAUGUCGAUACUCUAGUCUGUGGCGGCGGCAUGUCAGGCAUGGCGUGUGCUGCCUUUGCCGCAGAGGCUGGAGCCCGAACACUGGUGGUAGAGAAGCAAACAGAGAUUGGCGGAUCUUCAAGUCUCUCCGCGGGGAUGUUGUGCGUAACUUCCUCCUCUCUGAUACUUGACCGGUAUAGCUUGUUGACAAUCCGAACACGCAGCUGGGCACCUUAUGCAUAUGACAAGCUGAGGUCCUGGGUUCCAGACGGCGAUCCCACAUUGCAGCGCGCAUGGUUGAACGAAUACCUUCCAGCGGUUCAGUGGAUGCGCGAAAAUGGCAUACCCACGGCCAAACGAUUCGAUGGGAUCAUGACCAUAGGAAUUGGAUUUCCAAUCAAAAUCCCCGAACUCCAUAAGGCUCACCAGCAACGUAUGGCUGCAAGCAAAAACGGCUCUAUAAUUCUCACCAAUACAUCGGUGGUCAAACUCACUCAAGAAAACCCCGGGGUACCCGGAUCUCGUGUUAAUGGCGCCAUCAUAUGCGAACAAAAACCUGGAUGUACUGCCGUUUAUUAUCAGGUGAAGGCAAAGCUGGUUGUUCUGGCUACCGGUGGUUUCCAGGGAUCUCCCAGCAUGACAGCCAAGUAUCUCGGUCAAGGAGGGGACAAUAUUUUCGUGCGUUCAAAUAAGGGCUCUGUGGGCGAUGGUCUCAACUUAGCUAUCGCAGCCGGGGCUGGAACAAGCAGAGGUCUGAAUACUUUCUAUGGCCACCUGUUGGCGGCGCCUGUUCGAGCUGGGGAUGUCAAUCCACAGGAUUAUCUGCCUUUGGCUCAGUAUCAGAGCAAAUACUGUAUGCUUCUAAAUGAAUCUGGUCGCCGGUUUGCCGAUGAGACAAUGGGCGAUGAAAUCGUGAACCAGUACCUGGCCAAGCAGGAAAAGCGCCGUGGCUUCCUACUCUUCAACGAGAAAACUCGCCUUCGUCAUUGCACGGGCGCACUCUUCCCUAAUGCAGGGGAUGUUGAUCGAUUGCAGAAAGCUCGCGAGUACGGCUGCCAUGUUGCAAAGGCAUCCACCCUCCGUGAACUCCUGGAAGUUCUCCGUAGCUGGGGAGUGGACCACGUUCAAGCAGGAAACACGAUUGAGCGAUACCAUCAAGUUGUCGGGCAAGGCCAGAAAAAUAUUUUCCUCGAUGCCCCGGCUGGUGGUGUAGGCGCUCCUCCAAGACCGCUGGUCGACGGAGAAGGUCCAUUCUACGCUAUGGAGGUCCAGCCGUCAAUCACCUUCACCUACGGAGGGAUCUCAGUUGAUACCCAAGCACGUGCUUUGACGCACGACCAGAACAUUGUUCCAGGGUUACUCGUGGCGGGAGUUGACGCAGGAGGUUUUAGCAACCUGGGAUAUGCUGGAGGCCUCGCACUUGCUUUUGUGACCGGCUUGUGGGCUGCCCGAUCCAUUGCACGAGAACUAGGGUUAGUAGAGCCCUCUCUGCCACCUGCUGAUUCAAGCGACGCAGCUCCUCUUCAAUCACGUCUAUAA
This is a messenger RNA of Penicillium brasilianum, 1530 nucleotides long. NCBI's taxonomy places the organism in Eukaryota, Fungi, Ascomycota, Eurotiomycetes, Eurotiales, Aspergillaceae. The record is from the annotation of a GenBank genome assembly.